Psylliodes chrysocephalus is the source of this 390-nucleotide messenger RNA. The record is from the annotation of a GenBank genome assembly. Lineage: Eukaryota; Metazoa; Arthropoda; Insecta; Coleoptera; Chrysomelidae.
AUGUUACGAAAAGAGGCCAGUAUUAAAUAUAAAGAGCAAUACCACGCACUGUAUAAAGAAUUAGGGAAAAUGGGGGUGUUGGGUGUUGAUUGGAUGUUCUAUAACAUCAAAGGGCUGGAAGAGAUUUAUCGAAAAUUUCCAGGCACUAGUGCAAUAAAAAAAAUUCACCUAAAGUUAAUGACUGACAUAUUUCAAAGUCUUGGCAAGCGAGGACGUUCUUCAAAAAAUUAUGAAUUUGAACAGUUACCUUUAGUACGCCACUUACCACCUGAAAAAGUCACCAAUGUUAAAAGUCUUUUAAAGGCGGAAUUUAAUGAUGACUGGCGGGCAGAUCCCGAACUAGCCUGGUAUAAAAUUAUCAUUGAUAGCAAUAUUGAAAACGCUACAUAG